CGCGGUCGCGGAAAGCGUUCAAAACGAUGCCCUUGACCCAUUUCCAAUCUGGAACUGUCUGAUUUAUGACUAGCAUUGAUGGAUUGCGCACUUGCCACUGCAAAUGCAGCGACACCGGUCGGGAAAUCAAAUGCAAUGCUCACCGGAUGCUCUCGGGUUUCAUCUGUUUCACUGGUUGUAAAUGUGUCAGGACUCGGCACCUAGAACACUGUAAAUCUGCUCUCCUCGCGUCAUCCAUACAGUUCCUCGCGCGCUUCCUUGUUUCAGGCCAAUCGCGGGACGGGCUGAAGCCAGAGAGGAGGGGGUGGUCUCCGGUAUCCGGUUCUUUCCGUAAUCCUGCGCCGGUGGAAUUUUAAAUCCGUUCCUCCAGCGGGAUCUGCUCAGUGGAGAUUGUUUACGGGGACUGCUACAUUGCAUUGUUAUUUAGAACUUUUAAAUGUUGCAUUGUAACGUUCGCAGAAUGCGCGUUGUUGUUUUUAGAACGUUUAAUUGACACAUUGUCACACUCGCGUUGUUUAGAACGUUGUUAUUUAACAUUUGCUUAAUGACGAUAUUGUUUAGAAGGUUAAAUGGUUACAUUAUAGCUCUCGCAGAAUGAGCGUUUCGGAACGGUUUAGAACUUUUCUCUGUUGCACUGUAACAUUGCAAAAGUGAGCAGAGCAGCCCAGCGGGAUCCGGUGUAAAUAUUCAACAAAUGAUAGAGGAGGAGUCGGUGCACGAUAAAAGGGAUGUGAACCGAGAGCAAAGAGCUUUGGACUCGGUUUAAAGCGCGCGUUCACUGUGUUCUCUUCCGUUUGCAUGAAGUCCUGCUGCUUUAUUAUGACGAGUGAUCUCUCAUAACAGGAUUUGGGCAUUAUCGAUCGGAUUAUGAGUGAUUAUCCAUGCAAAGUGGCACGAGAUUGACUUAGUUUCAGAUCUUGUGGGGAUUUUUUUCUGUUCUUCUUUUCCACCCGUUCGGAAACAUAUGAUAAAAGAGUUAUUCUGGAAACAUAUUUGCAUCCGUUCUGUAUAGGAUGCACCCAGAAAGCAAUGAAAACCCUGCAGGAGCAGCGAGUGGGAUUCCUGGUUCGGAGGAAUCGACCACUGAACCGCAGGCUGGACAUACUGAACACUUUGCAAUGGAGCACAAAGACCCGCAGGAGUACGAGGAACCGGAGCGUAAGCUGGACCCGGAGGACAGCACGGUGCAGCUGAUACAAACCGGCUGCCCCGACAAGCGUCCGGCGACGCCGCCCGACGCACACCCGGGACCGGGAUUCGUUCCCCCGGAGGGAGGUUUCGGCUGGGUCGUGGUGAUCGCUGCUACGUGGUGCAACGGCUCGAUUUUCGGCAUCCAGAACUCAUUCGGGAUUCUGCACAUGAUGCUUGUGAAAGACCAUCAGGAACUGACGGACCAGGCGUCUCAGUUUAAAGUGGCAUGGGUUGGUGCUCUGGCGAUGGGGAUGAUAUUUUUCUGCUCUCCGGUGGUCAGUAUGUUCACCGAUCACUUCGGAUGCCGGAAGACAGCCGUCUGCGGAGCAUUUGUGGCCUUCCUCGGUCUUCUCACCAGUUCAUUCGCAACCACACUGGGUCUUCGAUACUUCACAUACGGGAUACUGUUCGGCUGCGGAUCCUCAUUCGCAUUCCAGCCGUCUCUGGUGAUCCUGGGGCAUUAUUUUCGACAGAGACUGGGUUUGGCCAACGGCGUGGUGACGGCAGGCAGCAGCCUCUUUUCUAUGGGGCUCCCUGUGCUGCUCAAGAAAGUGGUUGGACCGCUGGGCCUUCCCAGAACCUUCCAGAUCCUCAGUAUCUUCAUGCUGGUCCAGUCGCUGCUGGCCCUCACCUUCAAACCGCUCAUGCCCAGUGGGAUAAACAAGGGCAUCUAUGAGUGGAAAUAUUCAACUUAUAGCUGCUUUUCCUCUGUUCCCACCACAAAGCAGCAUUAUGCCAUCAUUGAUAAGGCUGAAGAAAAGGGCUUUGAUGAAGUCCAGAGGCUGACUAUGGCUAUGAACUUUGUGAAAGAGCAGUUUGGAGACACUCAGAGGGAAUGGGUGCUGCUUGUGUGUAUCGGAGCGUCGUCUGGAGUCGGUCGACUGCUGUUUGGGAAGAUCGGAGACCUCAUACCUGGAGUAAAGAAAAUCUACAUGCAGGUGGCCUCGUUCAUAUUACUGGGUCUGAUGUCCAUGAUGAUACCUCAGUGCGCCGUGUUCGAAGGUCUGGUGGUGGUUUUCGUAUUGAUGGGUCUUUGUGACGGCUGUUUCAUCACUAUCAUGGCCCCCAUCGCCUUUGAGUUGGUAGGGCCCAUGCAGGCGUCUCAAGCCAUCGGCUACCUCCUCGGCCUCAUGGCCAUACCAAUGACAGCGGGACCACCGAUUGCAGGACUUCUUCACGACUAUUUUGGAAACUAUCAUGUGGCAUUUUAUCUGGCUGGUGUUCCUCCAAUAGUGGGGGGUAUCGUGAUGUUUUUUGUGCCUCUGGUGCACCAGCGCAUGCAAAGACGGCGAAAAGAGACCAACGACCCCAGCAUGGACAAGAUGUUGAAGAACUGCUCGAACGGAGACAUGCUGCCCGGAUACACAGACAUGGAGACACACAUAUGAAGCCCACAGCCACACAAAGGGAUUCAUCUCACCAGCACUGCUUGUGGCGUGUGUACGUGAGUGUGUGUCAAGAUGGUGUGUGAUGUAUUUCCUCUGUGCUUGGCUCUAAUCAAAGUCGAGGUCUCAAGGCUUUCCCUCCUGCUUGUUUGCUGUUCUGGAGAGGAGACGUGAUCAUCCAUCAAGAGCCCAAACCCUCCUCCAGUGGCCCGCACUGCCGUUUCUACCGGCUCCCGAGUGAUUGAACAACUUCCGCAUGCAGAUUUGGGCUGAAAUCACCUCCUGCUUGCAUUUCUCACGAGAAACUGAACGGUUAGCUCAGGUAGUGCAGGAGAUGUCAGUUAAAUUAGGACAGCAAAUGCUUUAGCACCUUUAUAAAGGAAACAUUAAUUUGAUGUGAGAGAGUAGCAUUUCCAGCACCGAGAAAAGUGCUGUUUUCAUUUAGCUUUAUAGUAGGGCUGCACGAUUAAUCGAAUGCGAUUGUCAU
Sinocyclocheilus anshuiensis is the source of this 3063-nucleotide messenger RNA. RefSeq names its product monocarboxylate transporter 8-like. NCBI's taxonomy places the organism in Eukaryota, Metazoa, Chordata, Actinopteri, Cypriniformes, Cyprinidae. The record is from RefSeq and is a predicted model, not a curated record. The transcript is spliced from 8 exons. The coding region runs from base 1014 to 2579 and encodes 521 amino acids. Gene Ontology annotation, biological process: transmembrane transport. Gene Ontology annotation, molecular function: thyroid hormone transmembrane transporter activity.